Messenger RNA from Penicillium nucicola, 756 nucleotides. Its product is annotated as PRP38 family protein. The coding region runs from base 1 to 756 and encodes 251 amino acids. The transcript has a single exon. Gene Ontology annotation, cellular component: precatalytic spliceosome. The record is from RefSeq and is a predicted model, not a curated record. Lineage: Eukaryota; Fungi; Ascomycota; Eurotiomycetes; Eurotiales; Aspergillaceae.
AUGACCUCCCAUCGUGCCGAUGCCAGUACCUUCCUUGAUAACCGCGGCUAUACGGGGCCCCUGGUUCGCGGUGUCAACCCCGUCACGCUGUUCGAGAAAGCCGUGCGCGAUCGCAUCACCGACUCGUACUAUUGGAAGGAACAAUGCUUCGGUUUGAACGCAGCGACCUUGUGUGAUCGGGCCAUUGACCUCACCUUCAUCGGUGGUACCUACGGCGUUUCCGAGAAGCCAAGCCCGUUUCUUUGUCUCGCCUUCAAGCUUCUACAGCUUGGACCGGACAGAGACGUCAUCCUCGAAUUGCUCAAUUUCACCGACCCCGGUAGCGACGCGGAGGAGGAUGCAGAGGAUUCCGUCGUCAAGGAUCGUGGUGACUUCAAAUACUUGCGCGCAUUGGCCGCAUUCUACGUGCGACUGACUUUCGAUGCGGUCGACGUCUACAAAACCCUCGAACCUCUGCUCCUCGAUUACCGGAAAUUGAAGCGCCGUGUGCGCGACACCUUCACGCUCACAUUCAUGGAUCAAUUCGUCGAUGAUCUUCUCACCAAGGACCGUGUGUGCGGCACCAGUCUGUGGAAGUUGCCGCCGCGCGCUCAGCUGGAGGAUUUGGAUAUGUUGGAUGAGCGGAUCAGCCCGCUCCAGGAUGAGCUCGAGGAGCUUGAUCGGGACAAUAAUGAAGAUGAUUCUGAAAGAAGCCGACAGGGAAGUGAUGCAGGCUCCCCGCGCGGAAGCCAGGAGGGUGCCGAAGGUGACGAUUGA